AGUUCCAGCAGUACUCAUACAAGUUAAUAGAUAUAUAUAAGGUCGAGGCCUUACUUUUGGUGAUAAUGAAAAGCUAGUAGAAUACAACAAACAAACAUUAUAACAUACAGAAGGUUACAAUUUGGAUUGGUCCAAAUUUUACUCUUCGAAUUAAAUUAAGAACAAACCAAGGCAGCUAGCAGCUGGUUGUUGUUGCAUCCGAUGUGAUGUUUCUUUUAGAAUAAAAGUUUUUAGUUCACAUUGGGAAGAACACUUCAAGAAACUUGCUUUGUCUCUUGGCUCACCCUUUACCCCAAGUUAUUCAUAAUAUUUGUUCAUUUCAAAUCUCUCAGCAAUCACACCUCACAAAAACGGGAGGGAGGGAGAAGCUGGCUAGCUUAGCUUAGCUAUAGCUAGAUUUCAAAAUCAAAACUAUCAUGAGCAUGACGAUCAUUGAUCGAUAAACUUCUUUUAGCCUUUUACGUACUUUAUAAUGGCGGACUCUUUUGAAUUCAAAUUGGAGCCAAAUAAGAGAAUAUCUAGCUUUAAGAAAGCUAAAACAUUAAGGGCCCCAGGAGUGCCGAAAGUCCAUCGUGUUUAUAAAACUUUAUAUAAUUAAUAACAAGUAGUGUGGCAUUAGUUAGUGUUUAAAUUAAAAUUAACUAGAUUAACAUUGCAUAUAAAUACCUGCUGCUGCCUGUCUAGUCCAUUAUAUAUCACUUGCCUCUUCUUUCUUUCUUGCUCUUAGUUAGUAGUACACCACUUACAUGUGUGCAUAUCAUAAUGUCAAUGAGUAAUUACAGUAAGAUGAGUAGUAGCUCUGUGUGGCAGUUGUCAGUUACUACUCGUAAGGAUGAUGUACUACAAUAUCAUGAUGAUCCGGUGGUCAUGGCCUGCCGAGAAGCUGAUCAUGAUAAGUAUCAAACACGGACAGCAGCAACAAGAGUAGCACUGAUUGACAAUCAAUUGAUGCAAAUGACUACUACUGCCGCAGAAUACUCAGAUGAUGAAGAUCAUAAUAAGAAGGAUUAUUAUUAUCGUUAUGGAAAGAGUAGUAGUUCCAAUUUGAAGAACAACAAUAAUAUGAGUUUUGCGGCAUUGAAAUUGUUAGAAAUGAAAUUAGGCGGCGUGCAGGCUGUGCAGCAUAACAAUAAGUCCCUUCAUUACUAUGUGCAGCAACAACAGCAGCAGAGUGAUAGUGAGAGUAGUGAGAUGAUGAGCAGUAGUCAUGACAAUGAUUAUUGUUAUUACAAUAAGCAGCAGCAGGUGUGGCAUAAGACGCUGCCUCAGGCUGAAAUGCUGCCUAGAAAUGAAGUCUUGGGAGGUUACAUUUUUGUAUGCAACAACGAAACCAUGCAAGAGGAUCUCCACCGUCAACUCUUCGGACUCCCUCAAAAGUACAAGGACUCUGUAAGGGCAAUUACCCCAGGCUUACCCCUUUUUCUUUACAACUACACAGCCCACCAGCUCCAUGGAGUUUUUCAGGCUGUGAGUUUUGGAGGAUCAAACAUCGAUCCAACAGCGUGGGAAGACAAGAAAUCCAAAGGAGAAUCAAGAUUUCCAGCACAAGUUAGCAUUCGAGCCAAGGAAAGGUGCAAACCACUAGAAGAGGAUGCUUUUAGGCCAAUACUCUACCACUAUGAUGGCCCAAAGUUUCGAUUACAACUCUCUGUGCCUGAGGUGCUUGCAUUGUUGGACUUAUUCAAAGAAGAUCACCGGCUCUAAAUGUAAGGGGCGUGCAGCUUCAGAAACCAAUUACAGCCACACGCCAUGUCCAUUAAGUUGUAUAAUGGGAGUAGAAAAAUCAUCCCCCAAAAACAAAAAUUAUAUAUAUUACAUUUAUA
Rosa rugosa (rugosa rose) is the source of this 1823-nucleotide messenger RNA. Its product is annotated as B2 protein-like. The transcript is spliced from 5 exons. Lineage: Eukaryota; Viridiplantae; Streptophyta; Magnoliopsida; Rosales; Rosaceae. Bases 763 to 1704 code for a protein of 313 amino acids. The record is from RefSeq and is a predicted model, not a curated record. Gene Ontology annotation, biological process: response to endoplasmic reticulum stress.